UGUUACUUUAUGAAUCUCUAAAGUCGGAUAUUAAAAUGGAUAGAAACUAAAUUAGACUGUAUCAGUUGAUGGAUUUUACAGCGAACGCGGAGAGCAAAAAUUGGGGACAGAAUCCAUCUCGCUUUCUGAUAAAAAUUAGCCGGACACCAUUUCGUUUCUUUCCCCUGUUCUGAUUCUCACUCCGACUGGUUCUGCUGUUGAUUGACCGUAAAAUGUUGAUUUCGCUGGCUUCUCGAUUCCCAAUCCUUGUAAUGCAGCAGACCCGCUCCGACUCCAACCCUCGGCGCGGGUUUGGAAACAAGGAAGACAAUAAAGCCAACAAAGCUGGCAACUCGAGCAACCAGAAGGGUAGGGUGUCACAACCAAGGAAACCAAUUCCAAAACAAUCCAGUACAGUACCCACACAGGCUCCUGCUGUGACUUCCCGUUACGAUGAAAAUUCUUAUAACAAAUCUUUGGACCCUUCAUUUGAAAAACGACUAGAAGCAGUUAAAAGAUCAGCACUUGAGAAGAAAAAGGCAGACAAUAAAAAAGAAUUUGGAGCAAUUGACUAUGAUGCACCAGUGGAACCGGAAGAGAAAACAAUUGGACUUGGUACCAAGAUUGGAAUAGGUGUAGCUGUUUUGGUCUUUGGCUUAGUUUUUGCUCUCGGAGACUUUCUGCCCUCUGGAAGUAUCAGUCCUGUUGAGGAUUCUGUGGUGGUAGAUAACAAACUAUCGAAAGAAGAAGAAAGUAAUCUUCAGAAUAUGCUCAAAGAAUACGAGGUUACACUUCGUAGCAACCCAAAAGAUCCAACUGCUAUGGAAGGGGCGGCAGUUACCUCAGCUGAAUUGGGUAAAUAUGCUGAAGCAGCCUCUUUGCUUGAAGAUUUGAUAAAGGUGAAGUCAGAUGAUUCUGACAUUUUCCGCUUGCUUGGGGAAGUAAAAUAUAAACUUAAAGAUUAUGAUGGGAGUAUUGCGGCAUACAAGAGUGCCACAAGGAUAUCUGAAGAUGUCAACUUUGAGGUUCUGCGUGGUCUUACAAAUGCGUUACUUGCUGCUGGGAAACCAGAUGAGGCUGUUCAAUUCCUUUUGGACUCCCGUGAACGUCUUAAAAGUGUACCAUUAGGAAGUAUGGCUGAGGGCGAGAAGAUGAAAACAAAAUUACCGAUUGAUCCUGUUCAAGUUGAGUUACUGCUUGGAAAAGCGUACUCAGAUUGGGGACAUGUUAGUGACGCUGUAUCUGUUUAUGAUCAACUCAUCACCAGUCACCCUAAUGAUUUCCGUGGUUACUUAGCUAAGGGAAUUAUUCUGAAGGAAAAUGGCAGCGCUGGGGAUGCUGAGAGGAUGUUCAUCCAAGCCCGAUUCUUUGCUCCGGAGAAUGCUAAGAUGCUUGUAAACCGGUAUUCUAGAUGACCUUAGCAUCCCAUAUACACAAUUAUCACCACAAGGUUUUUGGUUCAACAAAAUAUAUGUUCUAUUAUUUGCGAAAUUCUGAAUCACAGAAUUGAAAAACAUAAAGGGUGCGUUUUGGUGAUGUAAACAAUUUAUUGAAUAGCAAGUUGUAUUUCAUGUCAAUCUUAACAAACUUAGAAAUACAAAGGCCAAUCCUUUUGUUUCAGUCAUAAGCCAAUUAUGAAUAUUGAGA
Molecule: messenger RNA, 1626 nt
Organism: Cucurbita maxima (winter squash)
Lineage: Eukaryota; Viridiplantae; Streptophyta; Magnoliopsida; Cucurbitales; Cucurbitaceae
Exons: 15
Coding region: 213-1394 (393 amino acids)
Molecular function (GO): protein binding
Source: RefSeq, a predicted model, not a curated record